CCCAUCCUCCGCGCUGCGCCGCUCCACAGCCCCGCGGCACCAACGGGGCAGUCCAGCUACACCACCGCCUCACUCGGACCGACCUGGAAUGUAUUUCUGCUGGAAACAUAAUUAAGCUGGAGUCCGCCAGUCUCCUUUUAUUUUUUUUCACCGUGUCGCGGUUUCCUGGGGAAUCAGAACCAGGACCAGCCAGGGAGGGUGGUAGCAGCCAGGCCGUACGCAGUAAGAGGCGUGCUACUAGGGGUAACGGAGGCAACUGAGGUUUAGAGGACAAUCCACAUAUGAGUACAUAUGAGUAGCCCCUGAUGAGACAUCCCCUGCUCUUUUCCAGUGUCCAAGACUUAGAUGGCUCCACGGUGCCACCGCAGAACCAUUUGCAGCUGGACCCAGACCUAUUUCUGAGCUGAUGUCAACCAAGCCAAAGCCCAAAGCAAGCCAGGCAACCUGACCACACUCCAGCUGGCCCAGCUGCCUCCAGGAACACGACUGCAUAGUGUUCUUCUCAAUUUAUAUCUGUUUAAUACAGCCAGCCAUGCAUAACAACAAGCUACAAAGAGCAGGACAGAGUUUGGCCUGCACAUGAUAAACAGAGAUAAUAUUCCAGUGAACAAUUUGUAACUGCAGGCCUGGAGUUCAGUUUUCCAUCUUUCAAAAUUACACGGCUUCAGAAUUUUGGAAUAACGUCUCCGAGCUGUUUUCUAGGUCCAUACUUUUGACUGCUGAGCUGUCAGCGAUUUUUGUAUAAAUCUAAAAGAAGAUAAGUUGAACUUUGUAGUUCAUGGUUGCCAUAUAGUUGGAUUAAAGGGAAUUCAAGACAUUGUUUCAGGUGGAUUUUCAAGACCUAUUUAGCCAGUCACCUCUUGUGAGCAUGAAUCUUCAGGAGAAGCUGUCAGGCCUGAAAGGUCUGGUCUCACACUCCCACAGCAAGCGACGCUUUAAAGCCGACCUUACAGCGGAAAUGAUCAGCCCUCCUCUGGGAGACUUCCGGCACACUAUGCACGUGGGCCGCGGUGGUGAUGUGUUCGGGGACACCUCUUUCCUCAGCAACCACGGUGGGACAGCCAACGGGAAUAGCGGGGAAACGGAUUCUGUCUCCAGUCCCGACAACAAGAUCGGAGCGUUCUUUUCCAGGACGCUCCGUCAAAUCAGAAGGGGCUCGGACAAUCGAACAAGAGAAGGAUCCAAGGAUCUGUCGCCGCCACCUCCCACCAUUUCUCCCAUCAUCAAGAAUGCCAUCUCCCUCCCCAGGCUGGAUGUAGAUAUGCCUAAUGGGAGUCCCACCACCAAAGUGCUGUUCCCCAGUUCUCCAAGUACACUAGAGGAGAAAAAAAGCUCAUAUGGCCUGGAGUCUGGUUUUGUCACUCUGCCUCGUCUCUCCCGCUCUGAGCGUCAACAGCCCUCCAUCUCCCUCCCCACUUCCUGUUCCCCCAACAUCCACCGAGGCUCUCUAACCGAUCCCACUGAUGCCAUCCUUUCCACUUGCUCCACCUCCAUCGUGGCCUCUGACCCCAAACCCACUGCCUACUCCGACUCCCUCCCCUCCCUGACGUCCCUGGACGCCUUUAACUUUGACCUCGGCCCCUCCCUCAUGAGUGAGGUGUUUGGCCUGAUUGAUGUCCAUGCCUGGGAGGGAAAGGAGCCGGAGUUGGCGUGCGAGCUUACUCAUGAGGGGUCGGAGAUGGACUCAGCUACCAUCUCAUACGUGGAUUCGCUGCUGAGGGAGGACUGUGGGGGCAGGACAAGCCCAUAUGGGGCCGACUGGCAAGAGGAGCAGAGAAGCAUGAACAGAGGUGGGCUUUCUGUCAAAGUGCCUGAUGUGGUGAUGGGGUCACCUGAGCAAGAGAGGCUGGGGAUAGCAAUGGAGAGCGAGCGGUUCCAGAGCGCUACAGAUGUGCUCGCACGCCACUAUGGUGUCAGCCUGUAUGCACAGAGCAGGAUGGAGGCUGCAGAUUCAGAGAUGAUGAUCAGCCAGCCCAAGAAGAUGUCCUACAGCUACAUGGAUGAUGAAGAUGAAAUCAAAGUCUGAGCUGAGCAAAGCAGAGAUAUUGUCUCACUAAAUUAAAACUGUCUUUAUCUAAUGUAUGAUAGCUCUGUAUUACCAAUCACCUUAAAUCUCUUAUGGUCAACGAGGCUGGCUCUGUUGACAGGGUGACAGUGAAACUACAACAUGAAUCAAGUAUACUUUAUAUUGGAUCCUUUACCUUUAUACAAUCAUGCUUCAAGGAUGUACAGCUUUGAUGCAAAUCUGCUGCUGAAUGUAUCUGAAAGGAGUGAAAGACUUAAUGCAAGUUUAGAAGCUUGGCACACAGAAAUGGAGACUGCUGUUUGGUCCAAAGAUCAUGACUUAAAAAAAAAAGACUGAAGCAAAGGAGAGAUGUGGGCAGUGAAGAGAAUGUGGUCAAGAUUGCAGGCAUCACAAAGAAAAUGCCAACAUUACUCAAAGUAUAAGUUACACAUCCUUUUAAGUCCUGGUCAAUAACCAAAACACAGACAGGAAGUGGAGAAAAACAGGCUUAAUUUCACAAUUUCUUGUCAAGUUUUUACUCAGGAAUACACUACCAAGAAAGAAAAGGGGAAGAGAAUUAAUGAGACAUUUGCAGCGUCAGCAUCAGUUUUAAAAUAAACCAGAGACAUCUGUUAUUAAACUGAUAAAAUAUGACAAGUUAAUACUAGUGUUUGCUAGAUGCAACUAAAGCCUGAACUGUAUUGUGUAAUUGUUCACUUGAUGCUGCAGACCUUCUACACAGAUACUCAGUGCACCCUCUGACUCCAACUUCUAUAUUGCUUUUUAUAAAAGAAUGAACAUUUGUGUCCUUUUACACAACUGUACACGAAGAUAUCAACUGACCCCCUAUACAUACAGUAUGUAGAGCAUGAGCACCAGCAGUACAUAAUGCAAUUCACAUCCAUAUGUUGCAGUCAACACCAAUUAUAUACUACAAUGAUAAAAAGUUAAAAUAAAGAUGUUUUUAAUUAGGUUGAAUAUCCUUUUAUUUGCAUAAAGGUUCAUGUUUAACAUCUAAGGUCAGUUUAAAGUGACAUUCCACCCAAAAUCCUGAAAACCAGUUGAAACAAAGUCUUUAUUGGAAUCUGUUGCAUCUGAUUCACUUCUACCACGGCCGCUGUCCUCUGUGAAGGACAAACUUUGGGUGAAGUAUCACUUGAAGUCAAAUUCCACUUCAGCCUCAAGGUUCACAGUAAUUUUUUCAUACUUAAUUAGCUUACAUGAAUACUACUCUUGUGUAGACUUAUCAUAAAAUCCACCCUAAAAUGUGUUUGGCAAAGUGGAUUAAUUUAUUGUGUUGUGUUUUUUAAAUACCAAAAAAAGCCUUUUUUGCACAUGUUGCAUUUGAGGAAAUAUAGGGCUUCACUAACAAAUAAAUAAAUGAUAUUGGUUAUGAAAAACACAAUUAGACCAGAAAAAGUACAUCAUGCUGCAAAACUUCAACUCAAAAUAAAUUGUGGAAGGCAUGGAAUAGCACAGUUUGACUAUACUGAACAAUACAAAUGUAUCUAAG
Messenger RNA from Monopterus albus (swamp eel), 3518 nucleotides. RefSeq names its product CDC42 effector protein (Rho GTPase binding) 1a (gene cdc42ep1a). Bases 869 to 2026 code for a protein of 385 amino acids. The record is from RefSeq and is a predicted model, not a curated record. Gene Ontology annotation, cellular component: cytoskeleton; cytoplasm; plasma membrane. The transcript is spliced from 4 exons. Gene Ontology annotation, biological process: positive regulation of pseudopodium assembly; Rho protein signal transduction; positive regulation of actin filament polymerization. NCBI's taxonomy places the organism in Eukaryota, Metazoa, Chordata, Actinopteri, Synbranchiformes, Synbranchidae. Gene Ontology annotation, molecular function: small GTPase binding.